CGCGUCCCCAAAUGUUGUUCUGAUCUUCUCAACGAACAUUGUUUUGAGUAUAUUCUUUUACUUGUAAUAUUUCAAUGAGAAGAUCUCAAUAUAGUUUGGUCCUCGAUGUCUACAGCCCCUCCUUAUGAUUAUCAGCCGCUUAGGGGGGAUCAAUGCAUUCGGCUGCUCUUUCUGAUGCCUGGCGAGCUGGAAGACCCGCUGGUCAUUCAUCUUCUUUCUGUUCCGCUUCGAGAGGCGCCUUCCUUCGAAGCUCUAUCAUAUACAUGGGGAACUCCUGAGGAUACAUUGGACAUUUCUUGCGGUCCCCGUGGUGGCAUAGUUUCAAUUCGUCCCAACUUGAGAGAUGCCCUGCAGUACCUCCGCCUUCCUCAUGAUAUUAAAAAGCUUUGGGUAGAUGCACUUUGCAUAAAUCAAGAGGAUAUUGAGGAGCGGAGUAGCCAAGUUGCCAUGAUGGCGAGCAUUUACUGGCAUGCUUCCCAGGUUGUUGUGUGGUUGGGUCUCGACGACGAAUGUGUCCCAGCGUCCGACGUCUUCGACCUGAUACGCACCACAUCUGACCACGCUUGGAAUCUACACAAGGAACAUGGAAGCUUUGGCGAAAUUCCGUAUUUCCAUCAGACUGAUUUGGAGCAAUUGGACGAGGACAGAUGGAACAAUCUCGCUACCUUUUUCAAUACUCGCCAGUGGUUCCAACGUGGAUGGGUUAUCCAAGAGCUUGGACUUGCCUACAACGCGCGUUUCCUGUGUAGCCAGGAAGAACUGUCUUUCGUGGACUAUCUGCCUUUUGUAAGGUGGCUCGUGACCAAAGCUUCGAUCAUUCUCGAACGAUUCGAUUUCAGUCUCGAGUCGCAGUACCUAACUGUUGGCUUCUGGUUGUCCACACGUACUCCUGAAGGCAUAGCCCAUAUGUCGUUCCGAGAAGUGCUUCGAUUGACCUGUUCGAUUCAGUGUUCCCAGCCCCAUGAUUACGUCUACGCCUUUCUCGGCCAUCCUUCGGCGUACGAGGCAUAUCCAGGGGACACAGAGCCAUUUGAGAAAUACGAAGAGACAUUGGCUGGCAAGAACAGACGUUGUAUUGCGAUACCAGAUUACACGAAGCCAGCAGAAAGAGUGUUUGCCCAGGUAGUACGGGACAUCAUUCUCCACGACUGUGACCUGAAGAUGUUAUCUCAUGUGUUCCAUUCAGAACAGACGAUACAAGACUGCUACGCCUCCUGGACACCAAGGUGGCACUCAAUCCCCGAAAAAUUCGCCUUGGGGCUUCGGUCUCGAUAUAAAGCGAGUAAUGAUUCAGUACUUACGUUGCACUUUGAAAAUGAUCAUAUGAUACUUCUGGGACAUCCCAUCGACGUGGUGGCGUAUAAAAUUCUCGUAACAGUUGACGUAGAGGAUAUGGUACUUGUUAUCAACGGAAGUCGUGGGAGUCCGAUGCGAGACGGGUUAGAAUCCCUCUGGAAUACAGUUCGUUUUCGUAACUGGCAGAACAAGUCGAACCAAAAGCUGGGAAGAAUAGAUUUCCUGCAUGCACUUACUGCAGGUUACCUUGAUUCAGAGUCUGUUGACGAUUCUGAAAUUGCAGAAAGGUUCAAGAGAAGUGUAGCCGCGUACCAACUGCUACACAUUGGUAAACGGGAGAGACCUUUGAGUGACGAGGAAACAAAAGAUCUAGAGAGACGUGCAGAAGGAGGUGUAGUGGAAGAUUUUCUCCUUGCUAUCUCUCUCAUUAUGGAGCAUCAUACCUUUGUUGUGACAAGAUCGGGUCGUGUUGGUUGGUGCCCUUUGCUCACCAAACCAGGAGAUGAGUUAGUCCUUGUGGCGGGAGGCAAUGUCCCACUGACACUUCGUAAAAGCCGAACUGGAAAUCACAGAUUGGUAGGGGAAAGCUAUAUUCAAGGGGCGAUGAAAGGGGAAGCCUUUGAUGAGGAGAAGCUAGCAGAAGUUGUAAUAUGCUGAGUGCUGGUUUUGUUGUGUGAAUGGGCCCAGCCAAUCACUUUUGAUAGAUGUUGUCAGUGCUGAUGGAGUGGUAGUAUAAAUUUCUUGCGUUUUGGGCAGCCAUGUUGAGCUCUGAGAAGCACAGUGCCCUGGUCAUCCCACAAAUUUGACUACAACAUGCCCUGUAGGUUUCGUAGCCCAAGCUUUCUACUUUUGCCUGAUUAAGUGUCAUAGCGCAAUGUUCACACUGGGAGCUCGUAUCA
Molecule: messenger RNA, 2195 nt
Organism: Aaosphaeria arxii CBS 175.79
Lineage: Eukaryota; Fungi; Ascomycota; Dothideomycetes; Pleosporales
Product: HET-domain-containing protein
Exons: 1
Coding region: 106-1953 (615 amino acids)
Source: RefSeq, a predicted model, not a curated record